UCCGAAUCACUUGCCAUUCUUAGCCUAGCCGACGGUACAAAUGAUUCUGUAAAUAACAAAUGGUUUUUAAUAAAUUCUUGUUCUUGGAUUAGCUUUUAAUUUUAUUUUCUUUAUCUAGCAAUGGCGGGUUUUUACAAUCUUGACCAUAAGGAAGUUAUUCGAGUAAAAGUAAAAAAAUGUGAUGGCAGAAUGCAGCCAGAAUAUAAAAAGUUUUCAAUAGAUCCUCAAAUUACAUCUUUUGAAAUGCUGCAAGGAAUCUUAGCUCGAGCAUUUGAAAUCACCAGUGACUUUACAAUCAGCUAUUUGGCUAGAGACUCAGAAGGGCAAGCAGUCUAUCUGUCAAUGUUGUCUGACUGGGAUAUGGAUGCUGCUUUCCAGUGUGCUGCAGAUCCAUGCCUAAAGUUGAAGGUGGAUUUGCGCCCCUUUGAAGAAGAACUUGAAGACUGGGAUGUUAUAGCCCCUGCUGAAAUUCCACAUCAUAGGAUCACAAGCUUACUGGAUAAAAACUCCAUUUUAGGCUCUAUAACUGGGACUAUAACACAAAACUUAGGCAAAACCGUCAACUCUGUCCAAAGAGCAAUGGGGCUGAAGCAAGCAGAAAAUGAGGUGAUAAAACCACUGAAACCUCCUAUGUCUGACAUGGAAUUUAAAAACUAUCUUGAUAGUGAGGGGCACAUGAUUCGACCAAAUGAGUUUCGUUUAUCAGUUUAUCAGGGUGGCAUUGAGCCAUCAUUGCGCAGGGUGGCUUGGAGGCAUCUGCUUAAUAUCUUUCCUGCCAACAUGUCUGGUCAGAGCCGUUUUUAUUACAUGAAAAGGAAAGAAGAGGAGUAUAGAAACCUGAAGGAAGAGUGGCUGGAGAGGUUCAAAAACAACACGGCCACAGAGGAAGUUAAAUACGUGGCCAGCAUGGUGAAGAAGGAUGUGUUGCGCACAGACAGAUGUCAUGGGUUUUACGCAGGGAAUGAUGAGAAUGAGAACACCCUGUCCCUGUUUCACAUCCUUGUGACAUAUGCUCUCACACAUCCUGAUGUCUCUUACUGCCAAGGGAUGAGUGAUCUAGCCUCGCCACUGCUAGUCACCCAGAAGGAUGAAGGGCAGGCUUACAUUUGCUUCUGUGCUCUCAUGGGCAGACUGCGGGAUAAUUUUACACUUGAAGGCAACGCAAUCAUGAGCAAAUUUAAACACCUGUCGGAGCUGUUGAGCAUGUACGAUCCAUUACUCCACGCCUACCUGGUCCAGAACAGCGCAGGCGACAUGUUUUUCUGCUACCGCUGGUUCCUCCUGGAGCUGAAACGUGAGUUCCCAUUUACGGAUGCCCUGUAUGUUUUAGAGGUGAUGUGGGCCACACUGCCACCUUCGCCUCCGCCUUUUGAACUGGCCCUUGUAGAUCCUGACUACUCCUGCAAGCUCCUGUCUAGCUCCCCCUCGUCUCCGUCACUAACCAUGCAGCAUGCCAUGUAUGCUAAACUACUAGCCAUGCGUAGAGUUGGGGCUCUGCACAAGGCAACAAGGGCAUCGCUACCAAUAUCCAGUCCUGUAAGCAGGGCAUCUGCUAACAAUAAUUUAAGUACAGAAACCCUGCCCCCUGUUAAUGCCAGCGCAGUGUCAUCUUUUGACACGUCCCCCGGGGACACAGAAGACCGGGGAGACUUCCCAGCAGUAGACAAUGUCAUGACCCGAUCCAUGCAAAUGAAAUCCAACAGCAUUGACCUGAUUCUUCAAGAAGACACCACCUCUAUAGGAGAUGAAAAUGUAGGUAGCAUAGAGGUUAAAGAAAACAGUGAAGACUUUAAUGAACAUUCUAGGAAUAGUUGUGUACUUAGCACCACUUUAACUUCUCAACCAGUAUCUUCUGAUCUUAAGGGUAGCUCCAAGUUGAGUGACAGUCAUUUUGUGGAUACUGAGCCAUCUGGUCAAUCAGUUGCUGAGGUGGGUGGCUACAUAGGCACAGACUGUGAUGAUGAGCGCAAUGAACGAAGCUGGAGUAUCAAUUCUGCUGUUUCAGGCUCCUCAGAGAAUUCAGAAGGAAAUACCCAGUUUACUUUAUCUCUUGAUUCCAAUAUUAACAAUUCCACUGAGGCCAGUGAAAAUCUGACUGUUGAUACUUCCAUUGAUGUACUUAAAACAUCACAAGAUAAAGACAGUGGAAAUGGAUUGUAUAAAAAGUCCAAGUCACCAAGUAAAAUUGGCGACACCCAAGAUGACUCUGGAAUUUUUCAAAGCAUGAAGAGGCUCCUAGCCUCCCCAAAACGCAAGCCCAACAGCUCCUCUCCAGAUUUAACAGCCUCGCCCUCGUCUUCACCUAAAAAAUCUGUCAGAACUACCCCAGUAGGUGGAAUGUUACCCCCUGGCACAGAUGACAUUCAGAGGCUGAUGAAAAACAACAGCUCAGAUUCACACCUCUCAGACUGCCAGGAAGCCACAGAGUCCCUAGAGAGCUCUGUCAACAACAGCCCACACCAGAGAGACCCAUCCAAACUUCCACCCCCUCAGGAAUUUGGCGCAGGCAAUCCAUUCCUCAUAUUUCUCUGCCUGACCCUGCUGGUCCAGCACAGGGAGAAGAUCAUCCAGCAAGGGAUGUGUUAUGAGGACAUCGCCAUGUACUUUGAUAGACUUGUCAGAAGACAUGAUGCCAACCGUGUACUGCAUCAUGCCAGGCAAAUGUACACUGAGUAUCUUAGAGCUCAGCAAGCCAACAUGGAGAAAGAGAGAGGAGACAGUGGGGAAUUAGGAAUGAGCUGUUAGUUUAUCCAUUUUUAAAAUAUUUGUUUUUAUCAUGUAACUAUUAUUUUGUCCUAUACAUUUUUUUGUGAACAUAAAAUGUUAAAAUAAAGAAAAAAGAAGCGCUUAAAACAUUUGGUAAAUUUUUUGGAUCAAAAUGUCAUUUUAGUCUUCUUUUUAUUGAAAAUGUUUUACAUGGUAUUGGAUGAUAUUCCGGGUUAUGAGAGGCAUUCAUUGAACAAUGUUCUUUGUUAAAUUUCCUCUAGAAAUGGAUUUAAGUAUCUUCUACCUGAUAUUACACAACCCCUUUUAGUUUUUGAUUCUGUUGUAUUGGAUAUGCAUAAUUCUUUUUUUAAGGCAGAGGUUUCUGAAGUUUUUAAUUAAAGAUGCAGGAAAUAUAUUUUGUUAGUGUUACUAGAUAGGAAAGGUUAUAAUUUGUUGUCUCAUUAGUCAGUGCAGUUUUUGCCUUGGCUGUUUUCAUGGAAGAUGCAGAUUAGAAAUUUGUUUUUAGACUUUCAACAUUCAGUUGCCUGUAAGUUAAAUUUUUUUGUAGUAUAUACACAUAGUUAUAGAUUUAAAAAAAAAUCAUUUUAAAGGUUUGGUUGUCAUUGUUAUUAUAAUUUUAUUACUAAGCUAAGAAAGUGCAAUAUUGUGCAACCUUUAAGAGCUACUUAUUUCACAAAGCUAUAAAUCAUGUACACAAUCCCCAACUUGUUUUUAACAGUAUUUUAUGUUAACUGGUUAUCAUGUAUUGCAUUUCUCGUUUUUAGAUUGUCAUUUUCAGUGUGAAAUUUUAUUAUAAAACAUGCUUUUACUUAUUUUACAUUCAUUUAGAUGAUCUCACUUUUGCAAGCAUAAUGAUUUUAAAAUUUUAUUUUAAGAUUUUAAUACUCAUAUUUUCAGAGGGAAGCACAAAUGAAAAUUGUAGUUAUCCCAUUGAGUUAGGACAGUUCUCAUAUUUAAAGUAGAAUGUUAAUGCUGUUGUAUAAAAAGAGAGCAAAUUUGUUAUCAAAAUAAGUGUGUCAAGCCCUACUUUAACAUAGCUAUAGUGGCUGUAUCUAUACUUAACCAUGCAUACAAUAAUAUAACUUAAAAAUAUUUAACUAACAAGUUAUAUAAUAUAAAUAAGCUGUUGCUUGACAGAGGUAAUCUGAUCAUGUGGCCACGGCAAUUGGGGGAAUUGUUUGGCCACAGGAGUUAAUUGUGCUUAAAUGACCAGAGCAUGGUGGAAUAGUUUGGCCAAAAAUUUUCUUAAUCUUUACAAUUUGUACCUCAAUUUACUUGAUAAAUUUAUAGCUUUACAUCUCUUUGGGGCUAUUAUUUUGAAACUGUAGGUGUUCUCUGUACCUGAUAGCACACUCACACGAAUAUGUCUUUAGGAAAAUGUAUUUUCAUCUUCUUCUCAUCAUAAAAAAAGUAUCUACAGUUAUUGAUUGAAGGCAUAGGUAGUAAUUAAAUCUUCAUGAUAAAUAAAAUGUUAUAUUUGUUGUCUAGACAGAAUUUUUUUGGGGGAAAUUCUGGUUAUGAAUUACUAAAGUUAAUAGACUAAAAGUAAAUCACUCCUUAUCUAUCAUUUGUUUUAUACUUUUAUGUUGCAAAAAAAAAAAAAAUUGAAGAAAACUCAUUUUGUAAAAUCAUUGCAUGCUUCUGUAUUUGUAAAUACAUUAAAGUAUUCCAUUUUAUUUUUUCAGUGAAAAUAAUUUUUUUACACAAAUAUUAAUUUGCAAACUUUACAGCUUAUUUUAUUUACUCCUACUUAAACUUGGUUCUGGGAAUCAAGAACAGUAAUUUCAGUUGUGAAGUGUGCAAUGAUAUCGUGCAUUUUAAAUCUGUUACAUUCCUGUUGUUGAAUAAGAUGCUUUGCUAUUUGAACUAGUUACAAACUUAAAAUCUCAUUGCUUGGACCAUAAUACCGGUGUUCAUUUUGUUUAGUGGUACACUGAACUAUACCUGAAUGUUGCAGUUCUUCUGUCCUGAUUUGAUGUAUUUCUCUCCAUCUCAUUUGAAGUUGUCAGCAUAAACAAUAUGACCUGUAUUGCCUGUGAUACUAAUUGUUUGACUUAAAGAUGAUGAAAUUCUUGAGUUUUGCUCAGUCCCGUUUUUCACAUUUUAUCUAGAAAUCAUAUUCUGAUUGUGCAACAAAAUAUUUUUAAAAUUUUGUUCUUAAAGCUUUAAUUAUGACAUUAUCCAGUUUGAUCAGCUUUUGUUUUAAAAAGUUAAUUUGCUUAAUCUGUAUAUAGUCAGCCCAUGAAUACUCGGCCGUGUUCAAGUUUUGGCAUUUUAUGUUAUUUGGCUCUCCAAAUCAGUGUGUGCUUCCAUCUUUAGUUUGGCAAAAUUUAUCUAUCCUUUUUUUUAAUUCUUAAAGAUCCAAGACUUGUUUUUUUUAAUAAUUUAAUUGGGAAUUAAUUUCCUUUUUAUUUAAAAAAUAAGACAAUUUUUAGGAUUUAAAAUAGUUUCAGCAAAUUAAUUUUUUUUGUUAAAUUAAAAUGUUUGUGCUAUUCAGUUUUGAGGUGCAUAAAGCUAGUGUUUCAAACUUUGGCCCAUUUUAGCAUUUAAAUUGUAGUGGAGAAAUUAUCUUGAUAAUGAUGGCCUUGUCAUUUGUCAAGUAUGGUCAAUAUGAUACACACAUGAUAAACAAGUGUUCACUGCGUAAAAUUAUCUGUCGUAGAUGAGAUUUGCACAUUUUUAUGACUGGUGUAGACUGCAAAAUUAAAAAUAGAAUAUUAAUGCUGAUGAAAAAUAUUGUGGAUUUAAAACCAGCUCUUAGUAUUCUAGUGAAACUUCUACACUUGCAUUGUACAGAUAUGUAUUUUUGUUAUGCAAAAUAAAAUAAUUUAUCCAUAUUAAGAUACUCAUAUUUAUUUAUUUAUAAUCAAUUAAAAUGUGUAACUAGUUGCUAGGCUGUUUUUAAUUAAGUUAUAUCCACUUGCCAAAAAGUUAUUUUAAGAUUUUGAGGGAACUUGCGCUACUUUAUAUAUAUUAUAUAUGCUUAGUUUUUUAUCAAAUGGGCACUCAAAUUUUAAAACAUUUAUAAGAAUUUUCUUUCUCGACAAUCUCUUCUAGAAAAUUUGCAUUUUGGAUAUAUAAAUUACAUUACAAACUCAUUUUGAUUGUGUUGCUCUAAUAAUAGAUUGGACAGUAACCAUGGAAACUUUAAUCUGGUGUAUUUAAAAAAAUCCAAUAUUUUGUGCAAUUUGCAGACAUUAAAACAUAAGAUCCAUUACAUUCCUUUAAUUUUCAUGGUCUUUGGGUGUACAACUUUUUUGUGUGAUGAUGCUUAAUUAUGUUAUCUGAAUGUAUUUUACACAAAUCUUUUUUUCCCUACUGAAUCUUUAACAUAAUCAUAAUAUAUACAAUGUAGAAUUCAAAAAUUUUUGCACACAUUUAACUAAGCCUUAUUUAGUAGUCAUUACAAAACACAGUUAAGUUCAAUUCAUGAAAUCUCAAAGGUUUCAUUAGAUUUGCUAAAAUAAAUAAUCUGCAGUAUAGAGGCAAAAAGUUUACAAAUGUUUUAAGUAUUUCAUUGUUCUCAAACUUUUUAUGUGCAAUAAAAUGUAAAUAUGUUGGGUUUUUGUUUUCAUCUUAUCCCUCUACCAUGAAAAAUAAAUUUUGAAAAAUGCUUUGAGUUGUCAAAAAUAUGAUUCCUGUUGUCAUCCACAACAAAACCCUCUUGCAAAGAUAUUUUUUUCUAUUAAAAGCUUGGUGUAUACAGCAGAAAAGAUUGAGAAAUUCUGUUAUAACUAUUAAUCUAGAGGGUUGGCGUGGUCGAGCGGGUAAUGCUCAUGGUUGCUAAACCGAAAAGUCUGGAGUUCAAACCCUCUGGCAAAUGAG
Molecule: messenger RNA, 6552 nt
Organism: Physella acuta
Lineage: Eukaryota; Metazoa; Mollusca; Gastropoda; Physidae
Product: TBC1 domain family member 25
Biological process (GO): regulation of autophagosome maturation; activation of GTPase activity
Cellular component (GO): autophagosome
Molecular function (GO): GTPase activator activity
Source: RefSeq, a predicted model, not a curated record